AUGGGCCUGGGCAUCUUCCCCACCGCGACACUCAUCAACAACAACUGCGCGCCAAACACCUACUUCUACAUGGACAACUACGGCAUGAUGGUCUAUCGAAGCAACCAGGAUAUCAAGGCUGGCGACGAAGUCACCACCAACUACCUCGAUCCUCUACAAUCAUUGACGAGACGUCGUGAGAUAUUCUUCAAGGAGUUCAAUAUGUUCUGCGAGUGCAGUCGAUGCGCCACUAUGGUGAACACCGAGAAUCAAUGUCCAACGUGUAGCCAGGCGCUUGGCAAGCAGAACCUCAGGACGUGGGAGCCUCAGCCAGCGAGCGACUUUGAUGGACAGGUCUACAUAUGCGACAAGGGCCACACGACAAUGACCAUGGCGUACGAGAUGUUGGAGGAGUUGUCAGGCUAUGCCGAUCAAGUUGGACAUUUGCCACAUAUUGAAGCAACCAUGCAGAAGUACUUCCAAUCGGUUGGCACUGUGUGGCUUAGGUAUAUACGAUAUGAAGCCCUCUCAAAAGUGGACAAUAUGCUAAGGUUAAACUCCAAGACGGUGGAGACAAUCGAACGACUGCCACAGAUGGACGAUGCUGCCCUGGGCAUCAAUGCCAGAUACCUCGUACACGGACUCUAUAAGGAGGCCUAUAAAUAUACUAUGUUAUUAUAUCUCUUGAAAGAGAAGAAGAAGAAUGGCUCAUCAUCACCAUCACAACAAUGA
This is a messenger RNA of Acytostelium subglobosum LB1, 711 nucleotides long. RefSeq lists its product as hypothetical. NCBI's taxonomy places the organism in Eukaryota, Evosea, Eumycetozoa, Acytosteliales, Acytosteliaceae. Gene Ontology annotation, molecular function: protein binding. The transcript has 2 exons. The coding region runs from base 1 to 711 and encodes 236 amino acids. The record is from RefSeq and is a predicted model, not a curated record. Gene Ontology annotation, cellular component: nucleus.